Molecule: messenger RNA, 4842 nt
Organism: Peromyscus californicus insignis
Lineage: Eukaryota; Metazoa; Chordata; Mammalia; Rodentia; Cricetidae
Gene: Ghr
Product: growth hormone receptor
Exons: 15
Coding region: 1-2874 (957 amino acids)
Biological process (GO): cytokine-mediated signaling pathway
Cellular component (GO): external side of plasma membrane; membrane
Molecular function (GO): cytokine receptor activity; protein binding
Source: RefSeq, a predicted model, not a curated record
AUGAAUAGAAAUUUGUGGCAUUCACCUCCAAGCAAUAUUCAAGGCUUCAGACUUCUCAACAUACCAAGGGGGGCUGGAAUCACCCUGGGAGCACUUUACCCAUUAAACCUGGGCUGUCCAAUUUGGUCUGAUUCAGUUUGUUGUGACGGCGGAGAGGCCUUCAGCAGGCCUAAAACUUAUCAGGAAUUAGAUAAACUAGAGAGGACAAUAGGAUGGAGAAGCAGGCUAGUGAUUAGAAUAAGGUGUGGGAAUGGCCCGCAUGGGUUUGACUUUGGAGAAAAGGUUCAGAACCUUCCUGUAGGUGGCUCCCAGUCCACUAAUGAGAGUCAAGGCCAUCAGUAUGCUGUAUUCCUGUUAGAUAUUAUGAGCUCCAGGGAAGCUCCUUAUUAUUGUGUCCCAGUGAUCAGGAGUUUGAAAAUCGGGGCCAACUGGGUACCCCUGAGGAAUGCAUGGUGGACUCCUGACACUUCCCAAGGUGUCUUCUUCCGGUACCUGCAGGAGGUGCACUUCUCUGAGGAGCCCCGCCGCCCAGAUGAGAGUGACGCGCACCAACUCCAAACUCCGUGCCGGAAAGCUUCAUCCCAGCCCCGGGGAAUGAGUAGCGGGGGCGGCGCUCGGCUUCCCCCGCAGCGGGUCCGGAGCCGGCCGCCCUCCACUCCCGCUGCCCGCAGCCUGGAACCCCGCAGCCACCGGCCCCUGGCUGAACACAAGCCCACGAGCUGCCAAGCAGGGCGCAGCCAUGGGAAGAGGAGGCGGUCUAGGGAGCGGCGGCACCGGCGGAGGCGGCUGCUACAGCGGCGGUGGUGGCGGCGACGGCUGCUGCUGAGCCCCGGCGACCGCGGGGACCCCGGGCUGGGGCCACGCGGGCCUGAGGCCUCGGCGCCAGCGGCCCCCGCGAGGACGCGAACCCGCGCUCUGUCUCCCGAGCCGAAGCUCCGAGGUCUCACAGGUAUGGAUCUUUGGCGGGUGCUCUUAACCUUGGCACUGGCAGUCUCCAGCGACACCUUUUCUGGAAAUGAGGCUACACCAGCUACUCUUGGCAGAGCUUCCCCAAUUCUGCAAAGAAUUAAUCCAAGCCUGGAGACAAAUUCUUCUGGGAAGCCUCAAUUCACCUCGUGCCGUUCACCUGAACUGGAGACUUUUUCAUGCUACUGGACGGAAGGAGACCAUCAUAACUUAAAGAUCCCAGGAUCUAUACAGCUAUUCUAUGCUAGAAGAAUCGCUCAUGAAUGGUCCCAGGAGUGGAAAGAAUGCCCUGAUUAUGUCUCUGCUGGAGAAAACAGCUGUUACUUCAACUCCUCGUAUACCUCCAUUUGGAUACCCUACUGUAUCAAGCUAACUACAAAUGGUGACUUGUUGGACGAAAAGUGUUUCUCUGUUGAAGAAAUAGUGCAACCUGACCCACCUGUUGGCCUCAACUGGACUGUACUGAACGUCAGUUUGACCAGGAUUCACGUAGACAUCCAUGUGAGAUGGCAGCCACCACCCAGUGCAGACAUUCGGAAGGGAUGGAUAGCUCUGGAGUACGAAGUUCAAUUCAAAGAAGUCAACGAAACCAAGUGGAAAGUGACACGCCCCCUAAAGACAACAUCAUUUCCACUGUACUCACUGAAACUGGAAAAGGAAUAUGAACUGCGUGUGAGAUGCAGACCCCACAACUUUGAAAAGUACAGCGAGUUCAGUGAGGUGCUUUAUAUAACAUUUCCUCAGUUGAACGCAUUGACAUGUGAGGAAGAUUUCCAGUUUCCAUGGUUCUUAAUUAUUAUCUUUGGAAUAUUUGGAGUAGCAGUGAUGCUGUUUGUAGUGAUUUUUUCAAAACAGCAAAGGAUUAAGAUGCUGAUUUUACCCCCAGUCCCAGUGCCAAAGAUUAAAGGAAUUGAUCCAGAUCUUCUCAAGGAGGGAAAAUUGGAGGAGGUGAACACCAUCUUAGGCAUUCAUGAUAACUACAAGCCUGACUUCUACAAUGAUGACUCCUGGGUUGAGUUUAUUGAGCUAGACAUCGAUGACGCAGAUGAAAAGACUGAAGGGUCAGACACAGACAGACUCCUAAGCAAUGCCCAUGAGAAAUCACUCGGCGUCCUUGGAGCAAAGGAUGACGAUUCUGGACGCACCAGCUGCUAUGACCCUGACAUUUUUGACCCUGAUUUCCACACUAGUGACGUGUGUGAUGGUACCUCAGAGUUGGCUCAGCCACAGAAGUUAAAAGAGGAAGCUGAUCUCUUGUGCCUUGACCAGAAGAAUCUAAAGAACUCGCCUUAUGGUGCUCCCCUCGGCUCUCUGCACCCCUGCAUUACUCCAACAGCGGAAGACAAACCACAGCCACUUCUGAGGAGUGAAACUGAGUCAACCCACCAACCUGCCUCCACCCAGAUGAGCAAUCCCGCUUCACUGGCAAACAUCGACUUUUAUGCCCAAGUAAGCGACAUUACACCAGCAGGCAGUGUGGUCCUGUCUCCAGGCCAAAAGAGUAAGGCGGGGAUGGCCCAGUGCAACACGCAGCCGCAACCUCAGGUAGCUGCGCCCUGCCAAGAAAAUUACAACCUGAACAGUGCCUACUUCUGUGAGUCAGAUGCCAAAAAGUGCAUCACUGUGACCCCUCACUUGGAGGCCACGCCAUGUGUAAAACCAAGCUUUAAUCAAGAGGACAUUUACAUCACCACAGAAAGCCUUACCACUACUUCCCGGAUGUCCGAGACAGCAGAGCUUGCUCCGGAUGCUGAAAUGCCUGUCCCAGACUAUACCACGGUCCACACCGUGCAGUCUCCACGGGGCCUUAUACUCAACGCAACUGCUUUGCGUUUGCCUGAGAAAAAGAAGUUCCUCUCCUCGUGUGGCUAUGUGAGCACAGACCAACUGAACAAAAUCAUGCAGUAGCCUUUCCUAUCUUUAGCCACAAAGAAAUGGCUGGACAUGAAUGCCUAAACCAAAACCAUGUUUUAAAUCUGUGUUGGGAGAGUAUGAGGGUGCGUGUGGAUUCUAAAACACCUUUUCCGGAAACAUUUAUCACAAAGUGGAAAAUCAAGAAUGCUUAAUCAGAUAGAUACUCCCAUUGUGAAUUAUAAAUAUUUUAAAGGAUCGUCUCUAAGACUGCUUAGUGGCAGUGAUUGUCUGUAUUGUGGGUCUUAAUUUUGUGAUACUAAGCAUUAAAUAAUUAGCUAUGUUUUUCAUGUAUGUAAAUCAUGCUUUUUGAAAAAGCAAACCAAUCAGGUGGCUUUUGCAGUUCAGGAAAUCGAAUGCAGAUUACAGCACAGGCUCAUUUCUUUUUCUUUUUUAAAUAACUGGGAACUAAAAUUCUAGGUGAGACAGUAAGGCUAGUUUGGAUAUGUAAAACAUUUAUUUUGGCAUAAAACUGAUAAGAGAUAUUUUUAAUAAUUUACACUUUAAGCAUGGCUAUUUUCUAAUAUACUAUACACGUAUUGUAGUUCACAACAAUCCAUCCAAGGAUGUAGCAACUACAGCAUAAAGAGGGUUUAACGCUUUGGUCAAUGAACCUAAAUAAAAACAAACAAGUUAGAUUUUUACAAAGCCCUUUUUAUAACUCCCAAAAUUUCUUAAAUCUAAAAUGUCUAAUAACCUGCAUUAUUGGAACAAACUCAUUUUAAAUGUUUAAAUGAAUAUUUUUUAAUUUAUAAAACUUAAAAUUUUUUAUACAGAUCAACAUAUCACACACCAAGCAAGAACAGAAAUGAUAUUAAUGAAAGACACACUUUUUUCACAAAAUUUAAGUUCAAGCCACAGGGCUCCAUGCUGAGAAGCUGAAGGGAUGGUAGUGUUAUUGGCUAGGAUGUGGAAGAGCUGUAGAAGCUUGUGGAGCGGGGUUUUGAGAGCCCAGGGAUCCGGAGAAGGAGGCUCCCCAACAUGUACAGCACUGUCUCUUCAAACGUAGCUCAGUUUUUAUAGUAACCUAAGAAUUAAUACCUACAAAGAGAAAUUCACCUGUUGAAGCACAUUGGCUACAGUUAACCAGGUAAUAGACUAGAAAAUUAAAGGCCUAGAUCUUUGUCUCACAGCCAGGCACAUACUUCGAAUCCAUGGCAAAAAGGGACAGAAUAAAUGAGUCUCUGAUUACAAAGGACAGCUCAGAAUUAACUAAACAAGUAGCAGACACUUUAUCGUCAAACCUUUUAUAAGGUGUAUUUUAAGUAGGAAGAAGAGACUCAUCACUUCUUAUUCACCUCCCAUGAAGACUGGUCUAAGACAAGGUGGAAAAACACACAAUAUGAAAAAAAAAUCCCUCUUUGAUUCCUGAAUAACAUAAACAUAAUUUUUAGGUUAGCCCCCUGUCAGUCCACUGAAGAAUACUUCUCAUUUUAAGUAUUGUUUUUCGAAGCUUGAAACUUUAAAGUUACCUUUAACUUUUCAUGGUAUUUACCAUUUUGCUCAGACCUUUGUGGGGAAACAUGCUUAAUGUUUAGUGGUUUUCAAUUCUCCUUCGUGCAGGGGAAAUAGUGACAGUCUAGGCUUGGGUGUUUACGGUUCACUGUGUUACUUUAUAAUAGAUUUUAAUAGAUUUUUUUCCUGCUACCUUGCUGCUAUGGUUCCUCCAAUGGCUACAUGAUUUAGUUCAUAAGAAAUAUCGUCAACUUAGAAUCUAUUCAGCUUACAGACGUGUGUUUUGAUGAACUAUCUUACCAUUUCACCAUAGGUUGACCAUAUCUCUAUAGCCAAAAAAAAAUAGCUAAAUACCUCAAUCAGUCCCAGAAUGUCAUUUUUUGGUACUUUGCUGGCCACACAAGCCAUUAUUCACAGUAUGACUAGUUGUGUCCUGCAAUCUAUAUUUAACUUUCUUUUAUGUCUGUGGAUUUUUUUCCCUUCAAAGUUCAAUAAAUUUAUUUUCUUGGA